This is a messenger RNA of Cuscuta europaea, 912 nucleotides long. The record is from the annotation of a GenBank genome assembly. Lineage: Eukaryota; Viridiplantae; Streptophyta; Magnoliopsida; Solanales; Convolvulaceae.
UGAUUUUGUAAAAAUGGUUUCCGAGAUGCUAAUCAUUGAUGUAAAUCCGGAGACAAAAGUGUGGACAUGCCGUGUGACUGUGAUUGAAAAGCAAAACAUACGCACAGCCAAAAAUUCCCCCAUGCGUUUUAUGCCAAUGGUUCUUGUGGAUUCAGCGGGAACUAGGGUGGGGGCAACCGCUUUUGCGGCUGAUAUUAGUGCCAUUGAUGAACGUCUGCAAUUGUACUCGACCUACCUCAUUUCGAAUGCAUACGUUAAGCCAUUGACUCAACUGCGUUUCUGUAUAGACUACAACUACUAGUAUGUAUGGUCGUUCACUCGUCGAACAUUCAUUCAAGAUAACCAACUUCAUGAUGGGGUCGACUACCGUGAACUUGCUGAAGGUUCUGCUAAACCAUUUCGAGAAUUGUUUGCUUGCCACUUGACCAAUGAGAAAUUCAGUAUCUUAGCUGUUAUUGUUGCUAAACUACCCCGAGGCUUCAUAGUGACUGGUGAAAAACAAAAACUUGCAUGGGAUGUUGUUGUUGUGAAUGAAGAAUUAAUCCUUGUGCCUAUGACCAUAUGGGAAGACUUUGUGAACCGCCAUGGUGCAAACAUUGAAAAAUCGUUGGCAUUGAACGAUUGGCCUAUUAUGCUCCUUAGUAAGGCUGGCACAAAUAUUUAUCAGGGUCUGUCGCUGGCAACCCGCUAUGAUUCCCACAUGGAACUUAACCCUGGAGGUGAACGUGCUUUGGUGCUAAAAAUUUGUUGUUUGGGUAUGUGCCAAAUUGAAUCUUGCUAACACUUCUGGAGAGGCACUACAUUGGGUGCAACUAUUGUAACCGCCGCGUUUACGCUCCGGAAGGCAGUGACUUUCAGUGCAUGUUUUGUGGUCAGAAGCACAGGCAAACAGUCAAAAGAUUUAUACUCAAC